Molecule: messenger RNA, 1239 nt
Organism: Triticum aestivum (bread wheat)
Lineage: Eukaryota; Viridiplantae; Streptophyta; Magnoliopsida; Poales; Poaceae
Product: serine/arginine repetitive matrix protein 1
Exons: 2
Coding region: 272-850 (192 amino acids)
Source: RefSeq, a predicted model, not a curated record
GCUUAUCCCAUUCUAUCCCCUCCUUUCUCUGAGUUCCUUCUUAUUCCAUCGCCUCAUUCUAUCCCCUCCUUUCUCCUGCUCGAUCUGCUGCUCCCGAGCACAACCACCUAGUCCCUGAGCUCCUUCUUCCGCCGAUGACCGAAGCCACCGAGCGGGCCCCGUCGUCCCCCUGCAUUCCUUUCCCCGCCAUCUCCCUCUUCCCUUAUUCUCUUUUCCCAGUUUACUCUCAUCUCCCUCUAUCUCUCUUGCUCUCUGUUGCAGGGAGGCCGCCAUGGACGCCCGAGGUCCUCCGCUCCGACCCAUGCCCCGACGGCCCUGCCGACGUCGUCGCCUAGGAAGACCACCAUGCCCACUGCAGGAACUUCGAGCCGACCCCGCAGCAUGGAGACCGCCACCGCCCAUCCGUUGUCGGGAAUCGCCGGAUCCGGCCCCUCUCCGGCCUGCCUCGCCGUCCUUCGUCCGUUCCCGAUAUCUUCCCGGCGCCAGGAGCUCAGGCGAGCGCCGCCACAAGACCCUGCCUCCUCUGCCCCGUAGCUCUCCAUGGAGGUCGUCGCCUCUCCAUCUCAAUCCACGAUGGUCUCCUCCAGGGGCCCGCCAUGGAGGUUGCCGCCUCUCCUGUCUCGAUCCGUCUGCCGCCGGAUCCACGGCGGAGCAGCCGAGAUCCGCCGCCCGUUACGCGACGCCUCGGCCCGCCAAGGCCAGCGCCGAGGCCGACAAGGCGCGCAGGAAGGCCAAGGCCCUCACCAAGCAACGGGAGGGCUUGCGGGCUAGGCUCGCCUACCGCAAGCGCACCCGCAAGCUCACCUCCAUGCCGGCCAAGGCCACCGCCGCGACGCUAGUUUUUUUUUAAAACGAAUAGUUUCCCAGAUCCACUUAAUAGGGAUUGCGGGUUGAUUUUGCAGAAAUAGAGGGACGUUUUUGUAAAUUGGUGACGACGUACGACCAGAAGCACUCCGUGCUUUAUUAGUAGGGAAAGAUUUGCACCGAUCACAGGCUACUAGGCCACGUCUAUCGUGACGCGGUAGCAUGCCAUUAUUAUUCUCCAGACUGUAUAAGAAUAAGGGUCGCGCUAACUGCCACACGUGUGGCAGGAAGGAAGACGCAUCACACGUCUCUAAUGUAAACAGAUUGCCAUGUCAUCGCAUGCAUGCAUGCAAGAAUCUUUUUGAAUUUUCAGUUUUUAAAAUAUUUUAUCUUUUAAACGAAAAAUCCGAUUGAAAAUCCGUUUUCACCAUUAAA